This is a messenger RNA of Strongylocentrotus purpuratus (purple sea urchin), 3194 nucleotides long. RefSeq names its product cytochrome P450 2J2-like. The transcript is spliced from 7 exons. Gene Ontology annotation, cellular component: intracellular membrane-bounded organelle; cytoplasm. NCBI's taxonomy places the organism in Eukaryota, Metazoa, Echinodermata, Echinoidea, Camarodonta, Strongylocentrotidae. Gene Ontology annotation, molecular function: iron ion binding; heme binding; oxidoreductase activity, acting on paired donors, with incorporation or reduction of molecular oxygen, reduced flavin or flavoprotein as one donor, and incorporation of one atom of oxygen. The record is from RefSeq and is a predicted model, not a curated record. The coding region runs from base 588 to 2138 and encodes 516 amino acids. Gene Ontology annotation, biological process: xenobiotic metabolic process.
GAAAGAACAAAUUAAUUUUUCCCUUCUUCUUACCAUUUUCCCCUGGAGCGGUUGAAAGCUCCUCUACAUUUGUCAAUUAAAACCUCAUCAACCUGAUUUCGAACAUCUUUUAACUCCAGCAUUUUUUCUUCAUCGGGAUUAUUAUUUACUUCCUUUUGCAAUGAACAGUAUUUUUUUCUUCUAAAUCUUUAUAAAUCAAUCUUCCUUUUUUACUGACCUCUUUUGAAUAUUUCAUAGAAAAUUCUUUAUUUUCACUUUAUACACUUCCUUUGUAAUUUGUACAGAAUACGAAUCAUUUAAUUUAUCCCUUUCUAAUUAUAUUUGAGAUAUUUUCUUUAUACAUUGUAUCGUUUAACAAUUGGUUGUUUAUUUUCCAAUAACCUCUCCCACGUUCUUCCUCGGUAGUUUAUUUUCCAAAGAAACCGCAUUAUGGUCAUAUUGAUAGUAGGUCUAAUUUAUCACAUAUCAUUAAAAUAUAGAUCAGAGAUUUUCAGUAUGCCACCCCUAAAAAUAUGAGAAUAAAUUUUUUAUACUUCAAUUCAUACCCAAAAAAAUCUUUUCUAUAAUGAAAUAAAAUAAAUUCCGUUAUGUUUAUCCCCAGAAUCAAUCAUUUUGCAAUGGAAUUUGACUGGCACCAGUUAACGCCUUAUCAUUUAUUGGCAACGGCUUUAGUUGGUCUAAUGGCUGCGUGGUUUGUGAAACACCUGAUGAGGUUACCUAAGAACCUUCCACCCGGGCCGACGGGACUACCUCUCCUUGGAGUCGUAUCCAAAUUUUUCGGCACUUCGGACCCUCUUGCCCUGCUCUCGGAGUGGGCCGACAUGUACGGUGAAAUCACGUCCUUCAACAUCGGUACACAGUUGGUGGUGCUCCUGAACGCUUAUGAGGUGGUCGCAGAAGCCUUCCGUCACCCCGAUCUCCAGGACAGACCAAGGUGUCGCAUUAAAGAGGAAGUAUCUGGGUGCGGCCGUAAUGCAGGUCUGCUAAUCGGUGUUGGACAAUCCUGGAAGGAACAGCGCAAGUUCACCCUCUCAGUCUUCCGUAGCCUCGGGGUGGGCAAGAAGAGCUACGAAGACACCGUCGCUGCAGAGAUGACGCAGCUAGGGAGGGCUAUCAAGGAGAAGAAAGGAUCCCCGUUCGACCCCAACAUCCUCCUCGGACAAGCGGUUGCCAACGUCAUCUGCACUAUCAUUUUCGGGACGCAGUACACGUACAGCGAUACAGAGUUCCAACAGCUUCUUUCCUUGUUGAACUUCAGCAUGAGGCGAUCGGGAGUAGGAGGAUGGUUGUUUUUUAUUCCAAUACCAGGCAUUUCGAAAGUUCCCUUCGGUGUUAUCAAGACUAUGGCGUCGAAUGCUAAGGAAUUCUAUGCUUUCAUCGAUGGCCAUAUUGAAACUCACAAAAAGAAUGGAGUGCCCGAUGUCCCAAGAGAUUUCAUCGACCAGUAUUUGAUUAAGUUGAAAGAAAUGAAGGGAACUAAAUCUUCAUUCAGCCACCAUAGUCUUAAAUCCGUUAUCGCUGACCUCUUCUUCGCGGGGAUGGAGACAACGACCACCACGCUCAAGUGGUUUAUCCUCUACAUGAUGGCCUACCCCGAAGUCCAGUCACGUGUCCAGGCGGAGCUCGAUCACGUGGUCGGAAGAGAGCGGUUACCUGGGUUGAGCGAUGGAAAGAAUCUCCCUUACACCUGUGCUGUGAUUAUGGAGGUCCAGCGCAAGGGGGCUGUGGUUGCAAUGGGGGUGCCCCACUUGGCUUCUGUUGACGUCACAAUCAGAGGCUACACCAUACCAAAGGGCACUAUCAUUUACCCUAACAUCUGGAAGGUGAUGAACAGCAAGAACUUCUGGGACGAUUCGGAUGCCUUUAAACCUGAAAGGUUUCUAAGCGAAGAUGGGAAGUUGACCAAUCGGCAAGAGCUGAUAUAUUUCAGUACUGGACGACGCAUUUGUCCUGGAGAGCAACUAGCCCGGAUGGAGACGUUUCUAGGCUUCACCAGCCUCCUUCACAGAUUCACCUUCAAGAAACCAGACAACUCACCACCAUUGUCUUUGGAUGCAAACCUGGGAGGCACAAGGAGUAGUUUACCGUACAUGACUUGCGCUAUUCCGAGGGAAUCUACAGAAAAUUUGCUUGAUUGAUUGAUUAAUUGAAGUCUAUUGCUUGUUUUUUUUCUUAAAGCUAAAAAUAGGAAAGGCCUGUAUGGGUUUUAGGCUCAAUCAGUGGUAUUUUGCUUUUCAAGAUCAUCGCUUCUUUCGAGAAAAGUCUUUCGCUCUAGUUCAUUUUUCUUCCUACUGAUUGCUCCACCCAUCCGUUAGAUCCGUUCAAGGUCAUAGAAGUUACCAAAGUUGGGUAUACUUUUUCUAUACGCACUGUACAGAGUGAGUCAGAAAAAAUGUCCCACUUUUUUAAAAGUUGUAUUGUUUGAAGUAUGAAUAUUUAAUCAUGGGUUUCAUGAUGUCUUGAUAGAGUUAUCCUCUCAGUACAUUUAGGUACCAUUUUCAUUUGAAUAUCUGAAUGCAUGACUGAACAUCAGAUAAUCUUUACAAGACUACCAGACUCAUCUCUUGAAUGGCUACUUGCACCGUUUUUCUUUUCUUUAUCAGAUCUUCCGACAGUUAAAUGAAAGUUCAAUUCUCGAUAUUUACUGAUGUUGUCAUUAAACAGUAUUAACUUCUCUUUAAUGUGAUACAUAAUUCAUUGAAGGUUUGUAUCAAAAAAAUAAAAAAUAAAGAGUGUCCCUUUUAUUCUUUGUUGGUAUAGUAUUGUAAUGCGUUGUUGUACACAUUCUUUUUUCUUUUUAAAAAUAAAUUUGUACAAUUCAUCUUAACAGCUGUAGAAAGAUUAUGAAUAAAUAUACCAUUCAAUUCAAUAUUUUCACUCCCGUUUUCAAAUCUAUUAUAAGCAAGUGGAAAGUUUAUUGUUGAGCCUGAGAUGUCAGCCCCCCCCCCCCCAACAGCAAAUUAAGCUUGUACACAUUUAUGUCCACACUCCCAUACUCAAACCGAUUUUCUUUUGAGAAAAAAAAAAGUUUGAUAUUUAUUCUAUUCUUUUAAGGUACAUUAUAUUUUAAAAUUCAAAUUCAAAAAAAUUCAGCAUGCUGUAAAAUUCUACCCUGAGGCGUACAAAAAAAAGAAUUCACGAAUACAAAAAAUAAAUUAAGGCAUUCAAAACUGAAAAAUAUUAGCCCAAAGAGG